Messenger RNA from Paramacrobiotus metropolitanus, 1986 nucleotides. RefSeq lists its product as uncharacterized. The record is from RefSeq and is a predicted model, not a curated record. Gene Ontology annotation, molecular function: protein binding. The transcript has 3 exons. The coding region runs from base 167 to 1882 and encodes 571 amino acids. Lineage: Eukaryota; Metazoa; Tardigrada; Eutardigrada; Parachela; Macrobiotidae.
CUUAGUUCACAAUUUUUUACCUCUUUGACUUCGACUCCUUUUUGUUGUUGGUGUUUGUUCAGUAUCCUUCCCUGUGCUCGAUACAACCUACGGAAAUCUUUCUCUUGUGAGCCUUGUGAUUAUUUUCAUACAGCUCCUUUUCUGUCUCUCAGUUAGGUAGGCAAGAAUGUAUCUGUACGAGAACGACGAACGAUCGGUUUACGCAUGGAACUCUGUGGAUGUGGAGAUCAACGGUCUGCUGCAGCACGGUCAUGUCAUCGGCUUGGAAGAGAAGUCAGAGGGCGACAGCACUCCGCCGCGUGUGAUCGUGGAUUUCGGAUGCCCGUCCCAGCAAUCAGUGGCGGUGGGAUUCGGGAAGAUCUGGGACUGCUCUACCGAGCCAUACAGCAUCCCGUGCAAGGGAGACAAGGUGGAGGUGCUGCUGCAGGACGGCCCGCAUCGCCCAUGGGCAUGGUAUUCAGGGAAGGUGUUGAUCCGCAAAUUCAAGCACCUGCAGCAUGUGGCGCUAGUAGACGUCAUGAUAGGCGGUGCUUGGCGCCGCGAACUAAUUCCAGACCGCCAGAUUCGCGAUCUAACGGUAAGAGUGCUUAGAGCACCGCCUCUUGCAACGGACCAUUUCGUCAUGCGAACAUGCAGUGUGCCACACGGGUACUGGAUCUUGGACCGCAAACCGGCGGCGUUUAUGCUGCGCCUCAUGGAGAAGAGGUUCCAGCUGCGAUUCGUGAAGAUUCUCAGUCAGACGAUGCUCUAUUUGCGACGGCUGCGCGAGUCUCCUUUGGGUGAGGGACAUCGGUUUGACGAUCAUCCGGUGAAAAUAUUCGAACGAGAGUGGAAGAGAACUACAUUUUCCCCGGAAUGGCGCGAGGAAGCCGAAAGGGCCGAUGCCGAACCAAAGCGGAAACAGCCAUUGCGUGUCGGUGAAGACGGUUUGGCGGUGCCGUUGGGUGUGCUGAAGGAAAUCUUCCACUCACUGGACACCGUCGACCGGCAGCGCUGCCGACGCACCUGUCGGCUGUGGGAAACGCAGCUCACUUCGGCUGAGCUGUGCGAAAUCGUGCGCGUAUCGCGGCAGAAGGAGAGUUCCUCACGACCCGUGCAGUUCGAUUGUAAUUACGCCAUGUACGCCUGCAUCUUCAAGCACAUUACCCCGGCCGUCCACACCGUCUGCAUUCGCGACACCGAAACGUUUUUCCUGACCCGCUACACCAUGCAGGACGACACCGAUGAAGUAUUGGAUAUCAUUAAGAAACUCCUGGACGACGCCGGUCGUCGCCUCGAGCGGUUGAUCGUGCACCGCCGAUCAGUCCGCCUCGGAGAAUCAGCAUUUGAGCAUUGGAAACUGGGCGUGUUUGCCACCGAGAUUACCGCACAAAAGGCCAGACUGGGGGCGUGCUGUGACCGUUUGAUUUUUAAGGAUUAUGCCCUCGCAACUGAAAGUAAGGGCGGAGCGACCAUGAUGGAAUUCCGGGUUCCCAUUGUUGUCAUCCCCGAAGGACCUGUCGAUGAAGCGCAGAUUGUUGAUACGUUCGAGAAGCAUUUGCAGUGGAACGUGCCACCGCUGGAUGUAGACAGCUUUGCCCAGUGCAUGGCCGGUCUCAUCGACAGCAAGGAGCGAGCGAAGAAAGUGCUGAAGAUCCUGGAGGACUACCAGUCCUGCGAUCCGCGUCCGUCAGCACAUUACCGGGGAUGUCGGUGGAGUGCGGACGAUCUGACCGACAUGGACAUGGGUAAGUUGAACCGGUUCUGCUUGUACGCUUUAGCGCGCUACACGAAAGACUUGGGCGAAGCGCCCGGCGAAGACGCUGGGCAAUCCGGCGACUUCAAGAACGGGACCUGCGAGUCGAGUAGUGAUUCCGAUGAAAACGACGAUUCCGAUGAGUAAAAUCACUAAAAUGUUUUUGGACUGGUGUUAUACUUUGAGUUCGAAAUGGUUCCGAAUACUGGAUGUUUGUUUCGACAAGUUUGGUAGAAUUUCCGAUUUUUGAA